AUGGUCGAGUCAUCCAAGAUGAAGUGCCUCGGAGCAGACUGCGAAAACGAUGCUGGAACGUUACAGUGCCCAACUUGCCUGAAGGUGGGCUUGAACGACAGCUAUUUUUGCACUCAAGAUUGCUUCAAGAGAAAUUGGAACCAACAUAAGACGGUACACAAGAUAGCACAAGGCAAGACACAAAAUGGUACCCUCCACAACAUCAUUCCCCCCUCCCCAAAGGUUGUCUCUAAAUGCAAUGAAGUUGCUCGAUUUUACAAUCCUUUCCCAUCUUAUGCCUUCACUGGCUCCGUCCGACCUGUCUAUCCGCUCUCUCCGAUGCGAACCGUGCCCAAGUCGAUACCGCACCCGGACUGGUCUGUGACUGGCAUCCCAAAGGCCGAACGACGCUUGAAUAGGUCAAAAAUCGACUUGCUAGACGCCAAAGGACAGGAAGCAAUGCGCAAGGUUUGUAGAUUAGCUCGAGAAGUACUUGACAUAGUCGCCGCAGAGCUCAAGCCAGGCAUUACCACGGAUUAUCUCGACGAGGUCUGCCACAACGCCUGUGUAGAACGGAAAUCGUAUCCUUCUCCCUUGAAUUACAAUCACUUCCCUAAAUCAUUGUGUACUUCUCCGAAUGAAGUUGUUUGUCACGGAAUACCCGAUCAGCGGAUCCUUCUGGAUGGUGAUAUCCUAAAUCUCGACAUCUCACUAUACCACGAGGGCUAUCACGCCGAUCUAAACGAAACGUAUUAUGUAGGGGAUCGAGCCAAGACGGACCCCGACUCGGUCAGAGUAGUGGAGACGACUCGAGAAUGCUUAGACAUGGCAAUUGCACUCGUCAAGCCCGGUACACCAAUACGAGAUUUUGGUGCCGUCAUCGAGAAGCAUGCCAAAUCCAGAAACUGCACUGUAGUCGCGACCUGGGGUGGCCAUGGCAUCAACACCGAGUUCCACCCCCCGCCGUGGAUACCUCACUAUGCUAAGAACAAGGCAGUUGGGGUGUGCAAACCCGGAAUGACCUUCACCAUUGAGCCCAUACUCGCGCUGGGCAAAUCUCGGGAAGUGUACUGGCCAGAUAACUGGACAAACGUCACUGUGGAUGGUAAACGGACUGCUCAAUUUGAGCACACCAUGUUGGUCACUGAAACAGGCGUCGAGGUCUUGACCGCAAGAAAAGAAAAUUCUCCAGGCGGCCCAAUACCAAUGCCGGCGACUCCAAACGACACAGCAAAGACCAAUGGCGCAACCCACGCAUAG
Metarhizium brunneum ARSEF 3297 is the source of this 1239-nucleotide messenger RNA. Its product is annotated as Methionine aminopeptidase 1. Gene Ontology annotation, cellular component: cytosol. NCBI's taxonomy places the organism in Eukaryota, Fungi, Ascomycota, Sordariomycetes, Hypocreales, Clavicipitaceae. The record is from RefSeq and is a predicted model, not a curated record. Gene Ontology annotation, biological process: proteolysis. Gene Ontology annotation, molecular function: metalloaminopeptidase activity.